Molecule: messenger RNA, 1364 nt
Organism: Clarias gariepinus (North African catfish)
Lineage: Eukaryota; Metazoa; Chordata; Actinopteri; Siluriformes; Clariidae
Gene: mtg2
Product: mitochondrial ribosome-associated GTPase 2
Exons: 7
Coding region: 82-1272 (396 amino acids)
Cellular component (GO): mitochondrion
Molecular function (GO): GTP binding; GTPase activity; magnesium ion binding
Source: RefSeq, a predicted model, not a curated record
GCCGUAGCUUUGCUCCGCCCACUAGACGGCGGUGUUUCUGAAUCAUGCUAGCUACCAAAUCAAGAUUAAAUCACCGCCAGAAUGAAGCUGGUGAUCUGGAGGAUUCUGAGUGAGGUUCUCCCAGUGCGCUCAGAGAAUGCGUUCGCUAAGGGGAAACAUCUGUGCAGGUGUGAAUACGGUACCGUGAUCGUCAGAAACCUGUCGCUGAGCUGCAACCUGGGAGGAAAAACGCAGGGAAGUUCCAAGAAGAAAGAUUUGUCUGAGAAGAAGUUGACACGUUAUUUCGUGGACCAGCGCAGGGUAAAGUUCCAGGCCGGGUCAGGAGGAGACGGAGCCUGCAGCUUCCACAGUGAACCCCGCAAAGAGUGGGGCGGCCCGGAUGGAGGCAACGGGGGUAACGGAGGCGACAUUAUCAUAAAAGUAAACAAGCAGAUAAAGUCUCUUUCUCUCAUUUCAUCUUCAUAUCGAGGAGAAAACGGAGAAUCUGGGAGGAGUAAAAACUGCUAUGGACGCAAUGCCAGCUCAAAAUACAUAUCAGUGCCCAUAGGCACCGUGGUGAAGGAGCAGGGCAAAACAGUCGCCGAUCUCGCUCAUCACGGGCAGGAAUAUGUGGCUGUACAUGGAGGAGGAGGAGGAAAAGGCAAUCGCUUCUUUCUUUCCAAUGAAAACAGAGCACCGAUGACGACCACAGCCGGAGAACUAGGAGAAGAACGAGUGCUCCAGCUGGAACUGAGGACGAUGGCACAUGCUGGUUUGGUCGGGUUUCCUAAUGCAGGAAAGUCAUCGUUGCUGAGAGCGAUCUCAAAUGCUCGUCCUGCUGUAGCAGCUUAUCCCUUCACCACGCUAAAUCCACACGUAGGCGUGGUCAAGUACAGAGAUCACGAGCAACUGGCAGUCGCUGAUAUCCCCGGUAUAAUCCGCGGCGCUCACCUGAACCGCGGCCUCGGUUUGUCUUUCUUGCGUCACAUCGAGCGCUGUCGCUUCCUGCUCUUCGUGUUGGACAUGUCGUCUCCCGCACCAUGGGAUGAGCUGCAGAGUCUGCGUUUCGAGCUAGAUCAGUACGAACAGGGUCUCUCUCAGCGUCCUCAUGCUAUCGUGGCCAAUAAAAUGGACCUGAGCGGCACAAAGGAAAAACUCCAGGAGCUGAGGAGACGAGUGGAGAAGCGCAUCAUCCCUCUCUCUGCCCUGACGGGAAAUAACACAGAGGAGCUGAUCAUCCAUCUGAGGGAGCUCUACGAUGACCAUACGGGAGAGACAAUGUUUAGCUGGUAGACAUAAGGGGAAAAAUUUUAUAGGUUGAAUACCUUACUUUUUGUACAUCUUGAUUCUCUAUUAAAGAAGUAAUAUUUAUUUUUUCUACAUUA